This is a messenger RNA of Gadus chalcogrammus (walleye pollock), 1427 nucleotides long. RefSeq names its product CXADR-like membrane protein (gene clmpa). The transcript is spliced from 7 exons. Lineage: Eukaryota; Metazoa; Chordata; Actinopteri; Gadiformes; Gadidae. Gene Ontology annotation, cellular component: cytoplasmic microtubule; membrane; cell surface. The record is from RefSeq and is a predicted model, not a curated record. Bases 123 to 1427 code for a protein of 434 amino acids.
GAGUCGAUCCUCUUUAAGGUCAUACUGUAGUCACUGUGAAGUCGACCUAGAGAAGUAAAGAGAAAGAAGAGAGCCAUAGCUUUGGGAUAGUGAGGGACGGAUUGUCUUUGUUGGAUGCUGCGAUGACGAUCUUAUUGGCCAUUCCGUUUUUAGUCCUGGUCGUAGCCAUGACGAUGACCACAUGCGCUCAGACGGAGAUGAAGCGAGUCGUCGGGGACAACGCCACGCUGCCCUGCCACCACCAGUACUGGCCUGGCGACGAGCCCACCCUGGACAUCGAGUGGCUCCUCCUCAAGCCCACCAACAGGCAGAGGGUGCUGAUCACCUACUUCGCCGGCCGGGUGUACGACCCCAACGAUGCGGACCGGGGACGCAUGGGCUUCGGCGGGGACUACCUGAGGGGGGAUGCCUCGCUGCUCAUCAGCGACCUGACCCUCACCGACUCUGGGGAGUACAGCUGCAAAGUGAAGAACGGCGGGAAGUACGAGUGGACCACCAUCAGCCUCAUAGUGCUGGUGAAGCCCUCCAAGCCGCGGUGCUGGAUGGAGGGGAAGCUGCUGGAGGGGGCCGAUGUGAAGAUGAGCUGCAAGUCGAGCGACGGCUCGGACCCCGUCCUCUACAAGUGGGAGCGUCUGAUGGACAAGGGCAAGUACGCUGGCAAGCUGCCCCCGAUGGCCCUUCUAGACUUGAAAAAUCCUGAGAUCGUGACUCUGAAGAACCUGACCAAGGAGAGCGCUGGCGUGUACAAAUGCACAGCGAGCAACGACGUGGGAGAGGAGAGCUGCAUCGUGGAGGUCAAGAUGCACUACGUGCGCGGGAUGGGCGUGGUCGCCGGGGCCGUGGUGUGCGUGUCCUUUGGCGUGCUCCUCAUCAUCCUCACCGUGUGGCUGGUGUUCCGCAAGAAGGAGAUGAAGAAGUACGAGGAGGAGGAGACGCCCAACGAGAUCAGGGAGGACGCAGAGGCCCCCAAGGCCAAGCUGGUGAACCCCAACUCCCUCUCCUCCUCCCGCUCCGGCAGCUCCCGCUCCGGCACCUCCUCCACCCAGUCCAUGGUGCACGGGGCCCCGCCUCCGCCGCCGUCCCAGCAGCCCCGCGCCCAGCGGCCCUGCGUGCCCGCCGUGGCCGCCCUCCGGGAGGGGAAAGCCAGCCAGCCCCAGCCCCCGGCCUACCUCCAGCACCCCGGCCACACCCUGCCCCCCCACGGCCAUGCCCACGCCCCGGGCCCCGCCAGGACACCCGAGCCCCGGGCGGCCGUGCCGGCGCUGACCCCGCCCCCCUCCUCCUCCUCCAACAACACGGCCGGCUCCCACCUCCACCCCCGGCCCAAGGCCGGGCCCAACCCCAAGCUCAGCCCCGCCAACCUGGCCCGCAUGGGGGCCAUGCCCGUCAUGAUCCCCGCCCAGUCCAAGGCUUUCCAGACUGUGUAG